Molecule: messenger RNA, 1719 nt
Organism: Haliotis rufescens (red abalone)
Lineage: Eukaryota; Metazoa; Mollusca; Gastropoda; Lepetellida; Haliotidae
Product: carbohydrate sulfotransferase 3-like
Exons: 5
Coding region: 313-1548 (411 amino acids)
Biological process (GO): N-acetylglucosamine metabolic process; sulfur compound metabolic process
Molecular function (GO): N-acetylglucosamine 6-O-sulfotransferase activity
Source: RefSeq, a predicted model, not a curated record
UCAGUGUGUGGGCUGUUGUCAUUCAGAACAUAAAGCGGCGAGUUUACUAUCUCGCCUGUGGAUGCGAGUGUUAGUUAUUAGACGGAGAGGAUCUACCAGGACACAGAUGGUACGCUUUCCCAUGUAGAUGCGAGUGUUACUUAUUCUCACCGAAUGGAUCUACUACAGUACUGAAGGACAUACUUUCAUUAUGCAUAAUGGAAUCGGGUCAGUUAACCCACUUGACGCCUUUGCACCGAGACCCCCCGAACAGACCAGAAGUCGUCCGAAUGAUAUUGUACGUAAACAGUGCCAGUGCUCACGUGACCUGUGAUGUUGAUGUGUUUGUCAUGCAGGCCUGUUUCGCUAGAAAAAACAACUAAGAUGACUCUGGACAAAGGAUCCACACUACGUGAUCCAUGGUCUGUUCGCCAAUGGAUGAAGAUGCUGCACACGUCCCGAUGGUUCUGGUUGUUGUGUGCAUUGACUCUGACGACAAUGGGUAUAACUGUCAUGAAUCUCCAACGCCUUACCCCCACAACGGAGUUCUUCGACCCGAGGCCGUCACGGAUCUACCCGAACCGCACCCGACUUCUUAUAUCUACGUAUCUGCGCAGUGGAUCCACCUUGACAGGAGCGAUAAUACAGUCUAGUGACGAGGUGUUCUACGUAUUUGAGCCUCUGCUUAUGAUCUAUGAAAAAUGGCGACACUCCCAACUCCCCUUGAAAUUCUUCAAUCAGAAGUCAGAACUCUUCAAGAACAACAACAAUUUUGAAAAGAAUGCAAUUAAAACUGUUGAGGAAAUAUGGAACUGCUCCUUUGAAAAUAUCGAUCUUGACACCCUUACGCAAUUCCACAUGCAGGAAAGCAAAACAACUAAAGCAUAUUUCAAGUGUACUCAACGGAAUCCUGGCGUGAACGGAAUUGUUGCCUGUUUACCUGAUCUCAAAGAUCUCUGUCGAUCAAGGCGGAUUAAUUCACAGAAAGUAGUUCGUUUGCCUUUAAGACUGGUAUCUCCACUAAUGCAGAAGUACCCGGAUUUGAAAAUAAUACAUCUAGUUCGCGAUCCUAGAGCAUCAAUUUUAUCACAAUAUGUGAGGUUAAAGUAUUUCCAAUGGAGCAACUUACAAAAAUAUGCAGAAAUGUUUUGUGCAAGAAUACACGAGGACUUAGGUACCACAGCCAACCUAGCUCGGACAUAUCCAGGGCGGAUAAAGUUAGUGAGAUACGAAACUAUGGCCGAACAUCCAUUACAUAUAGCAGAGGAUUUGUAUCAGUUUGUAGACUUGACGUUCACGAAGGAAGCGCGUCAAUUCGUCUACGACAGGACGUUGUCCGGUAAGAAGGACUCAAAUUGUGUGACCUGUUUGGUCAAGUCAAAUGCGUCAGUUGCGGCCAAUAAAUGGCGGACGAGUAUAGGACUACGGGCAGCUCAGGCUAUAGAUGCCAAAUGUGGAAAGGUUUAUACUCUUCUAGGUUAUAAACCUGUGAAAACGAUUCCUGAUCUUAAAAAUCUAUCUCAUUCCUUAAAAAUAAAUGAUAUAAAAUUCGCUGAGAUGAGUAUCUGAGUUUAGGCAAAUGACUUUAAGAAAUAAUAAUUUAUUUAUGUAUUUCUAAAAAUCCAAAUCAAUCUGUAACUCUUGGUUAUCUGAAUAUUAUAUAUUCAGUGUUUAUAACCAUUGUGCUUUGUAUUAAAUGAACAUUAUGGAAGUAGUCAAGACUACUUUUGACGAAUAUUC